GGACGGGCGCUUGUUCAGUUCACGAGAAGCUGCGACCCGCCCACAUCGGGUUUUGUUUGACGAGCGACUGGGCUACGACAUGCGCGAGGCUUUUUCACCCUCUUCCUCCUCGCGUCCCCUGGCUGAUUUUCUGGCGGAUCCAGUAAAGUGUCCCUGCCCUCCUGCCGCUCUCGCCGUCGUAUUCUAUUCUUAUUGCGACCCUCGAACCAGCUCAUAGCAGUUUCACAUGGCGACCUGAGACUACUGACUACCUACAGCACGAACUUUUUUCUUUUUCUUCCCAAAUAAAUUCCUGGUUUCCCGCCGCCGACCAACUGCGGACUGACUUGCCGGUUUAAACUAACAAAAAAAGAUCCGUCCAAACUGUACUGGAUCGAUUGGACUAGUUGGCGCCCGCACCACCUUUGUCAAGAAACCAAACCAACACAAAAAAUAGCCACGGACAAGCUCAGCUCAGCUUUCAUAGGCCGGCCUGUAGGUCGGUCGGGGGUUGCACAAAUCAACUCGGUGGACUGGGAAUUUGGGAUUGGACCUGGACCCAGGAGAACAAAGACCCAGACCAUCAGAGAAGCUGAGACCAGCUGGACGCACGAAGAGGGAGCCACAAAGAACGUAAAUCACCAUCAGGGGCAAUUUCGCAGCCAUGGCCCGGAACAGAGUUCUUUCUUUUGUGUCCCAGUUCUCUGCUGCGGGUAGGGACCACAACAACAGAACCCCGACACCUACUUCCAACUCGCCUCCCAGGAGCAACGGCACAAUCCCGUUUCCGCCUCUGCAGACUUCACUCGGCCACAGUCACGAAACCACAAACUCGGUCUUCUCUCCAACCCCAUCCUCGCCGACUCGACCCGACUUUACCGCCUCGCCUGUAGCCGCGUCCCUGAACGGUGAUUCACCCCCUGACUCGAGCCCACGCACAGGAAGGCAAAGAGCAAAUUCCAGACCUCUUUCCAUGGUGCAAACGUAUACGCCGCCAGUCAUGGAUGUCAACGAGGAUACGAUUCCCGAAUUGCAACCAAUCUUUACCUUUCUCAACAAUCACUCAAACAAGCUAUAUCAGGAGGGGUACUUCCUGAAGCUGGACGACCAGAAUUCUCAGGGUCGACCGAACCCAGAUCGAACAUGGACCGAAUGCUUUGCACAACUCGUGGGCACCGUCCUCUCUCUGUGGGAUGCGGCGGAGCUAGAUGCUGCCGGUGAACAUGGGGAGGUUCUCCCAAAGUUUAUCAACUUGACAGACGCUUCGAUCAAGAUGAUUGAAUCUCUACCCACCAGGUCCAACGACGAACAACCCCUUCAAAACAUUCUGAGCAUAUCAACUGCAGGUCGCAACCGUUAUCUAUUGCACUUCAACUCGCAUCAUUCUCUGAUCCAAUGGACCGCCGGCAUCCGUCUCGCCAUGUUUGAGCACACGACGCUUCAGGAGGCGUAUACUGGUGCGCUGAUAGCUGGCAAGGGCAAGACCUUGAACAACAUUGGUGUGGUAAUGGAGCGAUCCAGGCUCAAGACCGAAGAUUGGGUCCGUGUUCGUUUUGGGGCUGGUGUGCCCUGGAGGAGAUGCUGGUGUGUAAUCACACCGCCGGAUGAGAAGGAAUAUCAGAAGCAACAGAAGGAACUGAAGAAGCGUUCACCGUACGAUCGAUCACCGGUUCCUCUCUUGAAGGGCGAUAUCAAAUUCUACGACACCAGAAAGGAAGGGAAGAAGCAGAAGAAGGCGAAACCGAUUGCUUCGAUAUCAGACGCAAAUGCGGCGUAUGCAAUAUACCCACAGGCCAAAUCCCUUAUCGAUGCAUCGACUCUUCUCAAGAUCGAGGGCAACAUUACCAUUCACUCAGACCCGCCAUCGUCUACGGAAGGCUUCGUUUUCAUCAUGCCCGAGUCGCAUCCCGGCGUUAGUGGCUUCGAGAUGCUCCUUAGGUAUCUUUUCCCAACAUGGGACACAUUUGGUCUCUACGGCCGUCCAGGACGCCUUAUUGCAAGCGUUCUAGAUCAGCGAUCCCUCAUGUUCGGCAUGCCCAAACACAAAAAGUACGGGUAUUUGGAGAUCCUAGAUGUCACAAGCCUAAUACUUUCGGAUGGUAGUGGUUCCUGGUCAGAGAAGGAAUGGAGACGGCGUCUGAAGGAGCUCACCGCAGCAAGAAUGACCGCUAUGGACGAAGAUAUGAAGGCAAAUGGACAUAGUCGCAGUGCAAGCCGGCGGAGUGCCAGGCUUAGCAUUGGGCCCGGGUCGAGUGUCAGUCAUGGAAGACCUCGAGUGAAUUUUGCUGACGAGUCGGAUACGAGGCGAACAUCGCGGUCUAUGACGGUCUCGGAAAGGCCCAGUCAUCGUAACGAUUCUGCGCCGCCGGCGGCAGAGAGACAGCGUGUGCCGUCGCCUCCGACCAAAAAUGGCCACAGCCGAAAUGUUUCUGAUACACGCUUAGAGACCCAGUUUGAACAGAUGCCGUACCGCCACACGCCAGGUUUCGACAGCCCUGUUUCCGUAGCGUCUCCCUCGCCCAUGAAUGGGGGACCACAGGCGCGUGGUUUCGUUAACGACUUGGCUUCUACGCCUGAGCGCCUUAGCUCGGAAGAUGAGCUUCCACCAAACCCACCGCCUCGAGACUUUGGAAACAUGGAGCGCAUGCAGACGCCAGAGCCUGUUCAUCCUCCACCAGCGUUUUCGCACGCCCCGUCGUCGCGGCCAGCAGGAAAGCCCUAUCACUCACCCGAGCUUCGCAGAGCCAACAGCCGUCUAUCCAGCACAACUCUGGCGCAACUUGCCAAUGCUGGUGGCGUCAAGCCCGAGUCCUACAAGGAUGAAUUCGGAAGAACAAGCAGCGAGUCUAGCUCGGGGUCACGACCUGUACAAGGGGACCCAAGAAGCCAAGCGGUACAUGCACACGUCAACUCUCUAGGGAUCACAGCUAAUUCUAACCGAUCUCGUGAAGCUAUAAAUCAAUCGAGUGACAGAUCUACCCCUACCCCCCCUGGGCAGCCUCCGGGCCCGGCAACGCCGCGGGACCCCGGUUCCCAGCUGCACAAGUCACCACUGAACCAGGCAAUGGUGCCGCCGUCACCGCAAGAGAUGGAGUCCCAGAGAUCACAUCCCCGCUAUGAAUCACGAACAGGCAGUAUCCCAUCGUCUGGCCCUGUCCAUAGGAAACCCUUACCCCAGCAGGCACAUCAUGCACUUGCACAGAUUACCCGUCAAGACACCCAGCGUAGUGAAACUAGCAACUAUGACGACGAGGACUCCACUACUGGGAGCCACGACUACGCGAGCACCACAUCAGCCGAAAGUGUCAAGUCUGUCGAACGACCACGCAUGGGCGUUCUCAAAACUGUAGGUGCUGAGCAACAGGCCCAGCUAACAAACGCCGAGAAGAGUUAUGACAUACCGCAAAUCGACUUUGGGCCGACCAUCAACUAUGCAUCUACCCCUACGCCUCGAAGCAAGACACCUACGCCAUUGUCUAACAAUGAGUCACAUGGGUCCCGCGCGCGUUCACCCAACAUCAGCCUCUCACCCAGCCCUGGGCAGACUCAUCAUCGUCAGGGCUCAAGCGACACAUUGCGGAAGAUGGCAUGGCAGCCAGGCGCGAUUGCUGGCAGCUCAGAUCGUCCUGGUGCACUCACCCCGGAACAGUAUGUCCAGCAGAAAGCGGCAGCGGCAUCAGCCACGCCUUUGUACGCACAUUCCCGUUCGCCUUCCAGUAAUACGCUCACCGCCAUGCGAAACAACACUCCAACCCCGCCCUUGCACAAACGGAGCUCCAGUUAUGAUAUGCUGCGCCUUAGAGAGGGCCAUUCGAGGUCUAAUUCGGCCGACCUGCUGAGGCCCGGCUCCCAAGGUGCCCUUACAACUCUUGGCUAUGGGUCUGGAGACGUGCCGGCUCGCAUGUCCCCACGCGAGCAGGAACAUAUCGCCCGAGGGAGUGGUGGGCACCCAGUAUCCAUGGCUACAAACAAUGGAUCGAUGCAGCCUGGCGGUCUCGUGGGCGUAAUUCAGGCGAGGGAGAGAGAAAAGGCAGAGAUAAAACAAGGUGUCAGCUCAGCUUUGGCCUAUGAGGCUAAGAAUCGGCAAGAACGUGAGAUGCGGCAGCAACAACAGCAACAGCUACAGUACACGUCCCAAGCAGCUUAUGGUGCACAUUCUCAACCAGGCUUUGCUGGAGGUGUGCCCUCAAUGUACAGUGGCCACGUUGUCCAACCUGCUUCACACUGGGGCGGCCCGGCGGCAAUCCCACGUGGUGAAAUGGGUUAUGUCGACGUAUAUGGUCAACCUGAGCUUCAACCAUCACCGCAAUUCCAUAGCCAUAUGCAAGGCUCACCAGCAUCACAAUACCGUCCUGCGAGCUUCUCCAGACCUUGGCCGCGUCAAGGUCAAGCGCAGGGGGUGUCACCAGGAGGCUACGCAACGCCUCCCGCUGGACCACACCCUUCGCGAGGCCGAUCAGAAGCCAUGGGUAACAUGGGACGUGAGGCUCAGUCUCACCGAGGUCAGGCGUUCUAGAGGAUGGCGACCCCGAUUCUGAAGCGACUGCGAAUGUGGAAACGGUCCAGCACGACAUAUGCGCGUUUCAGGUAUAAAUCUCAAUGAACUUUUGGGAUUUGACCAUCGUUUGGUAUGCACGCGUCUUAAUGAUAGGGUUUUGAUUUUGAUUUUUCUAUCUUUGGUCCGGGAGGAGUUACUGAGGUCCUGAGACUACCUUGAUGCCGAAACGAUCGCUACGAUAUACAUCUACUGUCUUUUCUUAUUUAGCAUGCAUUUGUUUACAGAACAUACACUGGCUAGGUUGGUAAUGGUUGGCUUGGGGUUCAUGUUGCACAUCAUCAAAAUUGGCUUAAAUCUAUUCUAAGAAGUUGAGACUAGGUUAACUAGGUCAUAUAGUUGGCGAAUACUUAGGAUGACGUUGUGGGGUAGCUUGUCUGGCAAUCGCAUGACGAUUAUAACAACGGCAAGCAGUGCGCGUGAGACUUCUGUGAUAUGUGUUCAUCGG
This is a messenger RNA of Pyricularia oryzae 70-15, 4982 nucleotides long. RefSeq names its product PH domain-containing protein. The transcript is spliced from 4 exons. Bases 644 to 4495 code for a protein of 1283 amino acids. NCBI's taxonomy places the organism in Eukaryota, Fungi, Ascomycota, Sordariomycetes, Magnaporthales, Pyriculariaceae. The record is from RefSeq and is a predicted model, not a curated record.